This is a messenger RNA of Brachypodium distachyon (stiff brome), 2323 nucleotides long. Its product is annotated as jasmonic acid-amido synthetase JAR1. The coding region runs from base 372 to 2117 and encodes 581 amino acids. Lineage: Eukaryota; Viridiplantae; Streptophyta; Magnoliopsida; Poales; Poaceae. The record is from RefSeq and is a predicted model, not a curated record. Gene Ontology annotation, cellular component: cytoplasm. The transcript is spliced from 6 exons. Gene Ontology annotation, molecular function: acid-amino acid ligase activity.
AGAGCGAGAGUGAGAUAGAGAGAGAGAGAGAGCAGAGAGGCAGGAGGCGCUCGUCUCGCCCCCUUCCCCGGGCGGACGCUCCUGCCUACAAAAGGCGGCAGGAGCCCGCGGCGCAUCCAUCCAUUAUUCGCUUCAGGGGAGUUUGCGAGCCCCGACGGAGAGAAGCGUGACCUUCUUCUUGGCUGGGUUGUUGGUUGGUUCCGGGCUGCUCUGCCGGCCCCGCCUCCGUCGUCUAGCGGAGCCUCUUCUUCUUCCUCCUCCUGCCUCCGGGGACCGACCGGCGGCGGCGCGGAGGGACCGACGGCGGAGGUCGCUUUUCCCGUGCCCAUCCUCGGAUCACUGGUGAUAAAGCCAAGAUUCUGCCAGUACAAAUGACGAUCUGUAGCUGUGAAGAGACUAUCAAUGAGUUUGAGAUGUUAACGCGUGAUGCUGGACGCGUGCAGCAAGAUACACUGAAAAAGAUCCUUGAGGUGAAUGCCGAUGCUGAUUACCUGAGGCACUUUGGCCUUGACGGGAGGACUGAUGCCGAGAGCUACAAAUCUUGCAUCCCACUUUGUGUGCACAGCGAAGUUGAACCUUUUAUCCAGAGGGUUGCUGAUGGUGAUAGCCCAAGAGCACUCACUGGGAAGCCCAUCACCUCCCUCUCACUCAGUUCUGGUACAACGCAGGGAAAGCCUAAGUUCCUGCCAUUUAAUGAUGAAUUGCUAGAGACCACACUUCAAAUAUUCCGUACUUCUUACGCAUUUAGGAACCGUGAAUACCCUAUUAGCAAUGGAAAGGCCUUGCAGUUUGUUUAUGGUAGCAAGCAAGUUUUAACAAAGGGUGGCAUCCUUGCUACCACUGCAACAACAAACUUGUACCGUAGUCAGCGCUACAAGGAAGGAAUGAAGGACAUCCGUUCCCAGUGCUGCAGCCCUGAUGAAGUUAUCUUUGGCCCUGACUUCCAUCAGUCCUUAUAUUGUCACUUGCUCUGUGGGUUAAUAUACUCCGAUGAGGUCUAUUCUGUGUCCUCAACAUUUGCUCACAGUUUAGUGCAUGCAUUCCAAACAAUGGAGGAGGUUUGGGAGGACCUAUGUGCUGACAUAAGAGAUGGUGUUCUCUCGAAGAAAGUCACAGCACCAUCAAUUCGUGAAGCUAUGUCAAAAAUCCUGAAGCCCAACCCUGAGCUUGCUGACUCGAUCCACAAGAAGUGUGUGGGUUUGAGCAAUUGGUAUGGUAUGAUCCCAGCACUGUGGCCAAACGCAAAGUACGUGUAUGGCAUCAUGACAGGAUCCAUGGAGCCUUAUCUGAAGAAAUUAAGGCAUUAUGCUGGGCCCUUGCCGCUGAUAAGUGCUGACUACGGUGCAUCUGAAGGAUGGGUUGGCUCUAAUAUAGACCCCACAUUGCCACCUGAGCAGGUGACAUAUGCUGUUCUCCCACAGACUGGAUAUUUUGAGUUCAUUCCUUUGGAGAAACCUACAGGGGAGGAGAUGGAGAACAGUGCAGCUAUUCAUUACAUAGAGUCAGAACCUGUUGGCUUGACAGACGUAGAGGUUGGCAAAAUCUAUGAAGUCGUGAUAACUAACUUUGCAGGCCUAUACCGUUACAGGCUAGGGGACAUCGUGAAGAUAGCUGGCUUCCACAACGCAACACCUGAGCUCCAGUUCAUCUGCCGCAGAAGCCUAGUGCUGAGCAUCAACAUCGACAAGAACACUGAGAAGGACCUCCAGCUGGCUGUUGAGGAGGCGGCAAAACUCCUGGAAGGGGAGAAGCUCGAAAUCGUGGAUUUCACAAGCAUCGUGGAACGGUCGAGCGAUCCUGGUCGCUACGUGAUCUUCUGGGAGCUGAGCUCUGACGCCAGCGAUGAGGUCCUCAGCAGCUGUGCAAACGCCCUGGAUCUAGCCUUCAUUGACGCUGGCUACAUGGGUUCAAGGAAGAUCAAAACCAUCGGCCCCCUCGAGCUCCGGAUACUCAAGAAGGGGACCUUCAAGGAGAUCCUGGUCCACUUCCUGAGCCUCGGCGGCGCGGUGAGCCAGUUCAAGACGCCUCGGUUCGUGAACCCAUCCAACAGCAGGGUCCUGCAUAUACUGAAUAGGAAUGUCGUGCAGAGUUACUUCAGCACUGCCUAUGGGCUAUGACAGAAGCAAAAUAAUGAAAGAAAAGAAAAACUGCUGCUAGUAGGCGCAUGUAAUUACCUUGGUUUCUUUCCUUUUCCUGUCCCAUUUAGUCUCCUGAAGAUGGAAAAUGUUCGUUCUAGUCUGUUGGAAUAAAACUCUGUUUCUCAUGGCUGUAGCAAAAGGUAAUUAAUUGAAGGAUGGAAAUAGCAGAAAUCUACUACCGUUUA